CUGCAACUUGUUACCUCACCUUGUUGUUGCGGUGUGCUGAUUGAAGGAUAGAUUAUAGAUAGAUGCAUACAUACCUUUGAUUGCUUGGUUCCCGCGGAGAACAACACACAGAGAGAGAGACAUCAAAACAACAACAGCGAUUAUUAAACCGAACGAAACGAAACGAAACAAAACCAAACCAACAACCAUGGAUCCGCAACUGGCCAAGCUGAUGGCGAGGAGGCGCCGGAAAGCCGACGGCGAAGGCGAAUCGUCCCCGGACGGGGGACAAGACGAAAACCCGACCCCGGCGCCCCCCGUGUCGACUCCAUCCACCCGGUUCCGAGCCAGGCCCAGCGCGGUCUAUACGCCCAAGCCGAAGGCCGCCGGGCCCGCCCCCUCGUCUCCGUUCUCCGGGGGGAAGCCGCGGGCGGAUCCCGGGGCGCCAGAAGAGGUUGCCGACGCCGUCCCGGUGACUCCCUCCAAACCAGCGGCGGGCGAUCGCAGGGAGUCGCUGUACUCCCCAUCGAUUUUCGAAACGGAGAGCGGCGACGAGGCAGGGGAUGGCGGGGCGAGCGGCAGCAGGCGAUCCUCGUCGGAGAAAAAGAGGCAGCAGCGCUGCUCCGAAGAAGAUUUGUCGGAGCUCGAUGCCCUGGUCUCUGCCCUGGAUGCUUCCGUGAGGGACGCCGAGCAAGAAACCAGCGGCAGCAAGGGAGGUGCCCGACCGGUCUCGUCGUCCUUUGUGGAAGAAGACAUGGAAGAAUCCUCGCCGUUUGCCGCGGAAGAAUCCGAGAAGUCCUGGUCGCCCACCAAGCUGCCGCAGGACACCCCCCUGCCGCCCCCUCCCUUUUCCGGCGAUGCCGAUCCGGAGCCCUCGCGCCACAAAAGCGCCCGCGGCGCAGUGGGGGGAUCGCGGAGCCCGCGCAACCGCGGCAAGACCCGGGGAGACGGGGAGGGAUCCCGGUCCCGCAACCGCGAGAGGCUUUCUCCCAAAGCAUCCGGCAGCGGGAAGGCCGACACGCUCCGUCGCUCGCCGGUACCCGACUACCCGGAGGCACUGGAGGAGGAGCUCCUGGCGGCGACCUCGGCCGCCGCCGAUGCCAUCGGGGGCCGAUCCCCGUCCAAGCAAUCGCCUCCCAAGCGCUACCGGCGCUCGGGUUCCGAUGCAUCCUCCUCCAACGCCUCUUCCAACGGGGGCAACGACGACCACGAGGCCGCGGACUCGAUUUCCGCUUCGGUGGAGGAGCCCGAUCCGGCAAGCUCCCAGCGGCACGGCAGCAUUGGGAAACAGAGCGAUCGCCACAGACCAAAUUCCUCCGGCCGCAAAAAAUCGCGGUCUCCGAAAUCCUCCGGCAGCAAAAAAUCGCGGUCUCCGAAAUCCUCCGAUCGAAAGGGCGGGUUUGCCGGGGCGCAAUCGCUGCGAAACCUCUUUGAUUCCGACCACUUUGAAAAGAAUCACAAGGGGGGGAACUCCGACCCGAACAGCAACGCGUCCAUCGGAUCCGGUUUCGGGAGCUUUGCCGCGGACUUUGGGUCCUUUCCCGAUCCCCGAAGCGAAUCUACCAAAACGGACCCAUCCACGAAAUCCAGCGAUGGCUUCAACGAUCCGUUUGGAAUAUCUGCGUCGGAGGAAGAGCAGCCAGCGGAGUACGAACCUCCUUCCUUUGGCAUCAACCUCACAGACAUGGAUUUUGGCAGUGGCGGUGGCUGGGGACAGCCGCCCCCGGCACCCUACGAUACGUCCCCCAUCGAGAAACCCCCCGUCAAUCGAGAGGAAUCCGUGUCCACUCAGAUCAAGUGGAUGGACUCGCGCCCCAACAUGAUCGUCUCCUCCUCGGAGAAAAACAAAUCCCCGGCACCGGUAACGAAUCCAUUGACCGGAAAUCCCAUUGUCUGCCGACCCUCGGUCGCUGCCAACAACUCGCACGAUAUUUUGGAAUGGGAUCCCCAGCGGAAAACCCAGGUGUUGGCAACCGCGGUGUUUUCGGACGAAUUAAAGCGCAAGAUUGCCGACAAAUACCGCGUCGUCCCAGAUGCCGUCCAGCGGGUCUGGACCAUCUCUGCCGGCGUCCAUCGAUCGUCGCCGAAGCAAAAAGGUGGCCAAACGGAAGCUGUCCGGGUGGCGGCCCUCCUCGACCUGACCAUUCUGGGGGAACGUUUCGACGAAGUGCUCCGGGUCAUUGCGGUCUGGAACUGGGGCGGGAGCAAUGCUUCCGUGCUCGUCCAGCUCCAAUCCGUCCUUAGUCCACCCAGUGGGGCCGACUUUACCUACGACACAAAGAACCUAGUGGUAGCCGACGGCUGCAUUUUUGUGGCGGGUGCCUCCGCCAAGGGACCCUGUGUCUUUUUGAACAAGCCCACCGUCCGGGAAACGUGGUCGGCGAAUUUCAUCGUUAAGAACAAGGAUAUCCAGAUCUCGCACAUGGCCGCCACCAACAGUCCGAGGAGCCCGCGCGAUCCAGAUGCCGGAGAUACCGAAAACGACAACAGCGGCGAUGGCGAACGCGUGCCCUACCUAGCGAUAGCGCUGGACGAUGGCAGUUUGAGUGUGUGGACCUACGAAGCAGCCACCAAGCUCAACGGAAAGAACAACGAGGCUGUUCGGAAGCUCCUGUUUCCGAUGUGCCGGCUCCAUGCUGCCAAGGUCCUCCAGACUUGUCCGGUAACGAACUGGUCCUCGAGAGAGCAAACUACCGUAGACGGAGACAGGGGUUCGAAUGCAGACGUGGGAUGUUGCACGCAUCUGGAAUGGAUCCCCUAUCGAGCGUCUUCCCAUAAGCAAUUGCUCUUGCUGGCCGCUUCCUUUCAGAGAGCGCUUUGCUUGUAUCACGUUGCCCUACCAAAGCUGCAGGACAAGAGCAAUUCGUCGAAAAGGGGGACCUACAAUGAGAUACGGCCACCGAGCGAGAAGACGAUUCUUAGCCAAACGAUUUCGCUCCGACCCUUUUGUUUUUCAAAAUGGCCCAAAUCCUACAACAAAUCGUCGUGUUCGUUUGUUGAUUUGGGACCACACGUACCGCCCAGUUUGGUGGUUCUGUUGAAUGGGUCUGAAUCUAAUCCUGAUUGCGCUCGCUUGGCAUUGGUAACAUGUCCCCUUCCGGCCUACAUGGGGAGUACCAGAGGCAAGAAAUCAGGAGAUCACCUCGCCUUUCACGUCUGGGAUACCCAGGAAUGGACCAAGCAGGUGGCGAAUCUGCCAAAGGGCCUGAUGACCUCGAGCUUGUCGAGCACGAUGGGCAUUUUAUAUUAUACGAAUACGAGCAUCGAAGAAAUCGAAUACCGAACCAACGCGCGCUUCCCAUUUGGCUCGGGUGGUGUAGGAACUAUUCCAGCUGGUCUCACAACUUCCGGUUCGAAUUAUUGGGCCGACAGCCUUGUAUCGUCUGCUGUAGGCGUGCUCAGUAUUUACACCACUUUUCACUGCGAACGGUUCAAAUCGACCCUGUCGCCGGACCCGUCGUCGCCCACAUUGUUGGAAUGGACAACACCCACUCGAAGGCAUUGGCUGGUGGAAACUUUUAUGGGGGAUUCCAAGGGAUCGAAACAAGGUGGUGCCAAGCCACGACUCGGCCGCGAAGAAAAGGAUAGUGACGAUGUAGUCUUAGGUGGUGCCCAAUCCACUGUAAUUUGCGAGCUCGUGACACAACCGAAGAUCGAACGUCUCUAUCCAUAUCGGCUUACACGCAACCCCUACGCAACCGAGGGGCGAAGUCCCGAUACUAGCCAGCACAUUGCGGUCUGGUUCCGUCCUUUGCAUGGUAGUGGCCAGGCGGCAAGCAUCGGGCUCGUCGCAAAAGACGGAGAAGGCCAGUACAAGCUAGUGCAAUUGCUAGAUAGUCGUGAUGUUGUAUUCCUGCCGAAUGCAACCCGGGACGACAAAUCGGGCAGUGGGAUUCCCCAGGCCCUAGUCGUAAGCCGAAACGGGGGUUCAGUCUCGUUAUGGCAAUGGAAGGAUCGUGCGGGAGCCCUGGGAAAACCGUGGCAAAUUGUUUCGGAUGCACCCUGUCGACCAAUUUUGGGUGAUAAAAAAGGAAAUUCUACAUCAGAAGACGACUUUGUGGAAUUGCGCCAAUUCGUGCCGACUCGCUUUCAGAAUAAAGUUUCACUAUUAGCAAUUGCAUCGGAUUCGAGUGGAAGGUUCUGUGUAGUCGCCGGAAAACUAGUUGCAGAAAAAGGACUGGAUUGGGUAUCUCUUUUACCAAACAUGAAGGAAAACCCCGUUCUUUGGCUCGACGAAAGAGAACAAGUUUCUCUUGUCGUGCCACUUCCUAGUGAAGAUUCUAUCCAAGGAGGCAUAGGAAUUGCUACGACUCGAAGAGUUCUGAUUUUGUCUUCGGAUCUGAAUGUAAUGGCUACAUGGGAUUGCGAACUGCCCCCGGGAUCCCUGGUGCCGCUCGGAUCGUUUACCGUUGCUUUUUCGUCACAAAUGGAUCACAAGAUACGAUAUCUCAGCGGUCUACCAGAGAGUUUCGGAAGGUCUGGCCUGAUCGCUAGCUUUCCAAUAUUCAUUCCGAGUUAUUACACCAAUUGGUUGGCAGGAAUUCGUCCAGAUAGAUUCGUGUACAGUUCUCAUCAUAAUGGAACCCGUCUAGUGGAAAGAGGAAAAUCGACGAAUACGUUCUUACUCCCUCUGGCAACGACUCGGCCUGCUCUUUUGUUGGAGCCGAUGAUUGCAAAUGCUAUUGCUACGGGUGCAAAAGGGACUACUACGCAAACGUUCUUGAGGGCUGUGUUGGAAAAGUUCGGGAGGAAAGUUGUUACCAUGUCUCAUGGCGAAGAGGAAGGAAUCGGUAACUUCGGUGCGGGCAUCACUCCUAGGGUCUUUGAGCUAUUGGAAUACUACAACUUCAAAUCAGCGGCGUCAUGGCUAUUGACAGGAACAAUUGGCUUCGAUAGAGCUGCGAAUAGCAGGCUGCUGCCGUCGUACCUACCAAUUACGGCCAAAAUAAAGGCUGCAUUCGAUGCAGACACGCAUUUACACCUUAUCGCUAGCGGUGAUCAGUACUUUACAGAAUAUGUUAAGUCCCCAGACAUCAAUAUGCCGUCAACCUUGCCUCGUCCCAGUGAUCCAACUGCAAUCUUGUGUCAGCAGUUCGCCUUGGAUGCUAUGAAGCAAGGUAACUUUUUGGAUGCUAUAAAAAUGUUAGAUAUUUCUGGAACACAGCCUUCUGACGCAAUUAUGCUCCAGUUAUCAAUGGCGUUGCAGUUGGACCCGGCAAUGGAGGGCAGUCCUCUUAUCGACUCUCUCUAUCAACAAGAUUCUCAAACAGAGAAGGUCCCAUCUCUAGUGGCUUCGCUUGCAGCACUCACUACGGAGUUGAAGGCGGGCAAAACACCAUCACCGCAGUUUAAUUACAAAUGGCUACAGUCACUGGCGCCGUCGGUGCAAAGAAGCAAAAAGUACGAAAGGCAGCGUUCGCGACUCAUUGGUGAAUCUUCGCUUUCUAUGGUAAUGCCAAGAGACAAAGUACAAAACGAAGUGUUCUCUUCAGAGAUUCCUGAAUCUAAAUUGGUUUGGAACGAGGGACCUAAUCAUGAGAAAGAGAAUUUAUUAUUGCUGGAUAAUGUUCAAGAAUGGUUUGGUCGAAGGCGUCCUGUAAUAUUGGGAAGAGAAGGAGCCAAGAGUGCUGAGGAAAGAGGCGCGUCCACUCUAGCUGGUAUCCUCCAUUGCAAUGACGAAGACUCGUUCGGAGGAGAGAACGAGGACACAUUUAAAGAUGGAUGGGUGGAUGGUGUUGGUGAAGGCUUGAACGGUAUGUUUCAUAUUUCCUGCUUUCUCCGUUGUGUUGUAGCACCAUUUCUAAUUAUUUUGCUGUGUUGAAUUGCUUACAAAAUCGAAAAUUUAGACGAAGAUAAACUCUCUGCCUACUAUAGAUUCUCUGAAGGCGAAGAAGAGGAUACGUCUUGGCGAGAUGAAGGAAUUGCUGAUAUCACAAAAUUUGAAAAUACAGCUACUAUCGUCGGAAAUCCUGACGACUUCAAUCUCCAAGAAUCUCUGUCGAGUGUGGACGAAGGCGAAAGUGGCAAAGUCAAACCUAUUCAUGAUUUGGUAUUUGGACAAUCGGGCGUAGGGCAAGCAUCAGCACUGGUGAUUUCCGCAAUGCGCGGGGGUAGCUUGGAUUUAGGGUUGAUGCAUGGACCCGACCAUGUGUCGAGACAAAAAUGCACUAUCGAGUUCUGGGCGUGGAUUCCAGAGUCUAUCGAGAAGGAAAUCAUUCUCGUACGCAGAAGUUGUGGAUCGUCUGCGGGUGAUUUUGACGUUAUUUGCCAAUCAGAGAAAAGAAACUUACUCUGGGAACUUGGUCUCCACAAAAAUGGUGAACUCGAAUUUCGCACAAUUGCGGGGCAAUCUGUGACAACGAAACCUGAAAAUCGAGAUAAUAUCGAAGACACUCCUUCAAAUACUGUGCAUUUUUCACGGUGGAAUCACAUUUGCAUUAUUAUGAAGCAAGAAUCUAUGAUCAGUUCUGCGGUAUCAUUACUUAUUCGUGGAUCGAGAAAAAUAGAUUCUGAGGUGCUUAAUUUUUCGCCCCCUGACUUCGAAGUUGAUGACUUUUCUGGAGCGUCGGCAUUUGAUCAAAUGCUCGAGACAUCGCAUUUGGUUUUUGGAAUAGAUCAUACCAAAGAUUUCAGAUUGACAGAAUUAAGAGUAUGGGCAUUGGAUCGAAAGGAUGAUGAUAUCAAGACAUGGAUGACAGAGUAUCUGGAGUGUGCGGAGAUAAAGAGAAAGAUUAAAAUAAAAAUCAAGAGAAAACUUGGUGGCGAUAAAGGAAUUGCCCUUAGUCCCAAGAAGGGGCUAUUGACACCACCAAGGGGUCUGAAACCACCCAGUGAUGUUCCGAAGGGUGGUCUAUUAGCACCUCCUGGAGGCUUUCAACCACCAACCGAUAGUAAGAAUCGAUCUGACAAUAAAAAGGCUGGGCUACUUGCACCUCCAAAACAAAGCAAGGAAGACGGAUAUUCCAGUCCUAAAAACGCAACGAAGCUCGAUACUGAUUUCGGUUCAAGCAGCUUUAGUGGGGCAAAUUUUGGAAAUUUCAAGCAAUCUCCAGAUAAAGGUGCAGAUCUAUCCUCACCUGCUUCAUUUGCAUCAGAUUUUGCAGGAAGAAUGAGUGGUAGCACAUUCGGGAGUGAACUGCAGGGAGAGAAGUUAUUGAAUGAAAAUCCCGAUAGUCCCCUGAAAAAUAAAGGUAUAUCCGCUGUUACGGAAGAAACGAUACAGGAGGAUGCCUCCGAAGAAGUUGAUAUUUCACCGCUUUGGGAGAGCGCAAUUCCACUUUCUGAGCAAGUGCGAACAUCUGCUGCAUCCGCUCUUAUACGAGGGCCUCCCGCAACGCGUCAUUUUGGUGGUAACCGAGGUGGAUUGCCUGAUUACCGCGAAUUAGAACGCUUUGGAGUCGGAGCGAUUUCAAUAUGUGGGUCGGAAAAAACAAUAGUUUGGCGGGACGAUCAAGUUCCACCUGGGCUCACUUAUCCCAUUGGGGCAAGUGGUGCCAUAGUCAGCGAUCAAAUGGAUGGGGAUGGUAGCGAAUUUUUGUGUUGUUUCAUGGCAAAAGAUAAGCGAAUGGUUGUUUUUGAACUAUCGACAAGAACCAUCGUCGUGGAGUUACAGAUGACCACGAAACUAAAUUACUGGAGAUUCCUUCCACCAGAGGCUGGCGAGGAUACCUUAUGUUUCAUGCUGAUCACGCCCGUAGGAGGUUUUCAUUGGAUGCCAUUGGAUGAAUCUCCUCGUCCCCGUCAGGUAUGGAAGAGAGGACCUGAACUGCAAGGUAAAAAAAUUGUGAGCUACGAAGAAGGCGGUGCCAAUGGGUACGAUGGCCUAGAUAUGCUUUCAAAGGUGGGCAUGCUAUUGGUUACCAAUUCCGCUGAUGCAACCAAUAGUGGUAGUCUAGAGGCAUGGCUGGUCCCUAUUUGUGGCGAUUCCAAAGUAGUUUGCGCUUCAUAGUAAGUGUGAUGUGCAGUUUUUUUCGUUUUGGUAAUCGAAGAAAGAUUGUUGUCUCAUCCAUGCCUUGAACUACAUUUGCCCUCGCUUGAAUUAGUGAAAUUUUGGGAGCCUGUCUUUGCCAGCCACCAGGGUUGAAUUUCGAAGCGUUCAUGCCUCUUGUGCUAUUCGUUGUGGAAGAAAACAACGAAUUAAUUGUUUGCGUGUCUGCUGUGACUCAGGAGGAUGAAAACUCAAUCGGCUUAACAGACGUCAUGACCGAUGCCCUUAUCGAACAGGGACCAUAUCAUUCUUUCGAUUUUGAACCUCCCGCGCUAGCAAUGGGUACGUAUCAAAAUGUUUCAGGAGAGGUCGCUAAAUUUUGAAUGAUCAUUGAGAGGUCAAACAAGUCCCAAAACGUAGUAUUACCUGUGCACUAAUUGAAUCUGUUUUUUGUUGCUGUUUUGAAGGAACGUAUCCCGAAGUUCUUUGCUGUUCUUUGGGAACUACCGUUGUCGUGAUCAUCCGUCGGAAGGGCCUUGUUGUCGCCUAUGAAUUAGGCGAAUCGGGACUGGAACUAAUUGCACAGGAGAAUGUUGGUCACUACGUAGUUGAUGCUGUAAUGAGAUACAAUGCUUCUGAAGGAGGUGCGGAAAUCGUUCUUCUCAUGUCCGAUACAGAAAAUCGCCGCGAUGGUCGCGUUGGGACAUUCUGUUUCCGAACGGCAUGUUAGUUAUGAAUAGUUGAACUGAAGAGACGCGUCUGGAUCAUAUAAUAAUUCUAGCACUCUUCUUCCUCGACUAAUUUUAUCUUGGCUGAAGUCAAGGCGAGUUCAGAUCAAAAAGUAGUCACAAUGGACAGCAACUUUCGUCAUUUCCUUCAGGUUAGAUCAUCAGCAUCCUGCAAUGUUUCAGAAGCGCAAUAUUUGAACUUUAGAAAAGAAGUUGAUCAUUCUAUCUUCCUUGCCAUGCCUUACGAUGGUGCCUUACUAGUAGAAGCCUUAUUCGACAUGUACAUCAAUUCUGGAGUCUAGUGGGAAGAUGUCUGUUUUAAAAUAGACAAAUUAUUUCAAU
Molecule: messenger RNA, 8976 nt
Organism: Pseudo-nitzschia multistriata
Lineage: Eukaryota; Bacillariophyta; Bacillariophyceae; Bacillariales; Bacillariaceae
Source: the annotation of a GenBank genome assembly